This is a messenger RNA of Cottoperca gobio, 2791 nucleotides long. Its product is annotated as zinc finger protein 850. The transcript is spliced from 2 exons. Gene Ontology annotation, biological process: regulation of transcription by RNA polymerase II. NCBI's taxonomy places the organism in Eukaryota, Metazoa, Chordata, Actinopteri, Perciformes, Bovichtidae. Bases 258 to 2651 code for a protein of 797 amino acids. The record is from RefSeq and is a predicted model, not a curated record. Gene Ontology annotation, molecular function: RNA polymerase II cis-regulatory region sequence-specific DNA binding; DNA-binding transcription factor activity, RNA polymerase II-specific.
AGAAGAAUCCACUUCCGCCGAGCGAUGCAUGUGUGAUGUGUGUAAAACAGCUAGCUGCGCUCAUCAUCACUUACAUUGCUAACAAUAUCACAGGCUGCUGCCUUGCUAGGUGGUAGAUUAGCAUAUUAUUAUCGUCUAGUUAUUUUCUAUUUUACCCCGGUGAGUGACUGCUGAUAAGAAUAACACAUUUAAAACAACAGUGGCGCUGUUAAGCUAACUAGAGUUAGCUAGCAUUACCAAACCAGAGACACUGCAAGAUGGACGAAGCUGCUGCCGAGGCGAUCAUAGAGGACGAAGCUGAAAAUAAGCCUUACGAUGGAGACACUGCAUCUGAAAACAAUGUCGGUCCAUCGGCUGAGGACACUGCUGAUAGGGUUGGGGUUUUCUGCUGUCAAGAUUGUGGAGAAGCCUUCAGAGAGGAGGCAGCAUACUUGGAGCAUCAGCAACAGCACCCGCAAGAAGGCGUGUGUUUAGACAACCAGUUGGAUGGUUUACAUGACGCAGAAAAGGACAAUGUAAUAGCUAAUUUCUGUACUUUAUGUUCACUAUCAUUUGUUGAACCAAGUGAGUUCUACGCUCAUAUGGAGAAGAGCCAUGCUCAAAUCUCGGAGUCUAGCGUUCAAGUAAAUUCUCGGACAACAAAGCAACACACCUAUGCAUGUCCAGACUGUGGGAAAUGUUACUUUGUGAUCGGACACUUUCUCAACCAUCAGCGCUCACACAGACAAGCCUCCAAAUCCGUUUUUCACGACCUUGAACAUUUGAAAAAGAAGUCGUUUCAGUGCGAGUCUUGUGGGCGGAAUUAUUCUCGCGCUUCAGCUCUCGAUGCACACCGUCGUUGUCAUGAGGAAAAGUUGGUAAAGUCACGAAACCGGAGUUCAGGAGACGCAUUUCACACUGGGGAGUCAACAGUCGAAGCCAAGCCCAGUGAAAACCAGACGGAUGAUACUCCUGAAAAAACCUUUAAGUGUUCAUGUGGUAAAGCUUUUACUGCUCUAUUGCGCCUUAAAACACAUCAACGAUUCAGCCGCAACAGUCAAUGCUCUCCAGAAGAAAUGAAAGAAAAACCAAAGAAAAGCUGCAAUGAGUUUUACUGUAGUGAGUGUAAAAAGGCUUUCACCGGCCAUAUCGCCCUCUUCAACCAUCAGCGAUGGCAUGCUAAUCACUCGGAUAAUUCUGCGAAAAGGUUCCCAUGUGAGGAAUGUGGGAAAGUAUUUAUGACACUCACGUUCUACUACAGGCAUCAGCGCAUGGCGCACAGUGAGGAGACUCCAGCAAAGUCGUUUCUUCAUCAAGUGUGUCAGCUACAGAAGAAGGCAUUUGAAUGUAAAGAUUGUGGGCUAAAGUUUUCCAGGGCUUCAGCACUUCACUCGCAUCAGCUUCAGCACACGGAUGUUUUCAGAGAAACGGAGAAGGAGUCUCAGAUGUGUACCUCUAUGCUACCUCAACAGAAAACUUUGGAAAGUGAAAUAAAAGAGACUGAGCAGGAAGAAGUAGAAUCAGAAAAUGUGCUUUCUUCCAUUAUGGUUGAAGAAGACUUGAAUGUGAAUGAGACUGAUGAAGACGUGGAGAGUUAUGACCCUGGGGACUUUAUUGUACAGGUGAUCAGCGCAAGUGAAUCUGAGGACGAGCUCGUCCAAGAGCCGAAUCCUGAUCUGGAGCUUCUGUGUGAAUCAGAUCAGGAAGUAAGAGAUGACGCCGACACUGGAGUUUCCCCCAGUAGUCUUGUUUCAAAACCGGAAAUGGAUUUGAAAAUUGUAGAAAUUGACUUUGAGCAGACUGACGACCAAUGUGCACAACGGGAAGCGGAGGAUAAAACAACAGGAGACAGAUUUGAUUGUCCAGAGUGUUACCGUUGGUUUUCUAGCGCCUCAUCACUGCGCGUUCACAGAAUGUGGCAUGGGGUUCGUAAAAGAAAACGUCAGACUCCAGGUCAGUCAGUGGCAGGUGACACAUGUGGCCAUGAAGCCAGUAGCUAUGCAGCGCACUGCAGUCACAUUCAACAACACAAGAAUCAAAACGCAAGCAACGAUGAGGCAGAGGGAUUAGAGAAGAAAACUCUGGCAUGCAAUGAGUGUGGUAAAAGCUUCUCACGUACGUCUGCUUUAGUCUCUCAUCAGCUGCAUCAUCCCAAAAGAAAGAAAUAUCAAUGCCCAGACUGCAUGAUGUCUUAUUCCUAUGCAGCGAGCCUGUUCAACCACAUGAAAAACUGCUCAGCGCAAAAAAAGGAGAAUAUUUCAGUCACUAAAAAAGAAUACAAUCCAAAGAAGACCCUUCUAGGCCCAAAGAUUUAUCAUUGUGAACAGUGCGGGAAGGGUUUUUGGUCUCUAGGAGCUUACUCCCACCACAGUCAGACUCCGUGUACAGAUUUGAAGCUAAAAAAAGAUGCCACCGAAUCUUUGCGCUCGGUUAAUGGACGCCCCAAGGUUGCAUGUCCAGUGUGUGGUAGAAAGUUUCGUCACAAGGGUAUUAUGGCAUUGCACAUGCGAAAACAUGAAAAUGGAGAUCACAAAUGUGAACUCUGCAACAGAUCGUUCCGUCUUUUCUCCAGCCUUCUGAGACACCAGGUUGUGCAUAGUGACCAGUUACUCCCACCACCCAUUAAGUCCUUUCAGCAUCAGGUGGAGCAGUUGAAAAAGAACACAUACUAGCUGUCCUGACUGCGGGAAGCUUUUUUCACGCGCCAAGGCACUUCAGUUUCACAUGAAAAGCCAUGGGUACGAAACUGGGUACUCGCCAUCAUCGCCAAGAUCUACCGUCACGCUGGAGGAUCUACAGUGUGCAACAUGCC